Messenger RNA from Poeciliopsis prolifica (blackstripe livebearer), 1648 nucleotides. RefSeq names its product ubiquitin carboxyl-terminal hydrolase 2-like. The record is from RefSeq and is a predicted model, not a curated record. The coding region runs from base 62 to 1261 and encodes 399 amino acids. The transcript has 12 exons. NCBI's taxonomy places the organism in Eukaryota, Metazoa, Chordata, Actinopteri, Cyprinodontiformes, Poeciliidae. Gene Ontology annotation, biological process: protein deubiquitination. Gene Ontology annotation, cellular component: cytoplasm. Gene Ontology annotation, molecular function: cysteine-type deubiquitinase activity.
AGAACCGGGCGACACCGGAGAGUCAAACCCGAACCGGCACCUCGACAGAACCAGCAACGCCAUGCCGUCUCUGCGACACUCCUACACGGUGACGGUCCCGGGACACCCCGGCGGCCUGCCGCUGGACGAACCGGAGCUGCGGCGCAAGCAGCUGUCCCGCUCCAUGCUGGUCAACACCUUCAUGGGUCUGAUCAUCAACCCGGCCAAGAGCAAGAGUCCGCAGGGCCUGGUGGGGCUGAGGAACCUGGGCAACACGUGCUUCAUGAACUCCAUCCUGCAGUGUCUGAGCAACACGUCUGAGCUGAGAGACUACUGCCUGUGGAACUUCCACCUGAUGGAGCUGAACCGCCGGACCAACACGGCGCUCAUGGAAGAGUUUGGAAAGCUGACUCAGAAUCUGUGGACGUCUGCGAACAACGAGGCCGUCAGUCCGUCUGAGUUCAGAAACCAGAUCCAGAAAUUUGCCCCCAAAUUUAUUGGCUGCAACCAGCAGGACGCCCAGGAGUUCCUGCGCUUCCUGUUGGACGGCCUCCACAGCGAGGUGAACAGGGCGGCGGUCCAGCGGAAGGUGUCGGCCGUGGACAUGGACCACGUCCCUGAUGAAGAAAAAGCCCGGCGGACGUGGAACAUGUACCUGGAGAAAGAGGACAGUAAAGUCGUUGACCUGUUUGCAGGGCAGCUGAAAAGCUCUCUGACCUGCACGGUUUGUGGUUUCCGCUCCACCGUGUUCGAGCCGUUUUGGGAUCUAUCAGUUCCGAUCGCACAGAAGAGCUCUGGUGAAGUGACGCUGAAGGACUGCUUGAGGCUUUUCACAAGAGAAGAUGUGCUGGACGGAGAAGAACGACCGACCUGCAACAAAUGCAAAGCCAGGAGAAAAUGCACCAAGAGGUUCAGCAUCCAGAGGUUCCCUCAGGUUCUUGUGCUUCACCUGAAGCGUUUCUCAGACUCAAAUGUCCGAGUGAGCAAACUGAACACCUUCGUCGACUUUCCUCUCAAAGAUCUAGACCUGAGGGAGUUUUCAGCGGACAGCUGCGAGCGUCCCGUCUACAACCUGUACGCCGUGUCCAACCACACUGGGAACGCGCUGGGCGGCCAUUACACGGCGUCCUGCAGGAACCCGGCGCUGGGGGAGUGGUUCAGCUACAACGACUCCAGGGUCAGCCCCAUGUCGUCCAGCCAGGUGCGCAGCAGCAACGCCUACGUCCUCUUCUACGAGAUGGCCAACUCUUCACACGGAAAGUACCAGACGUGUCGGCUGUAGAAACAGAGACAAACCUGCACUCAACUGAGCCUGAACACACGGAGCCUGAGCGCCCUCUGGUGGAGAAGGAACUGCCAUUACAAACUGUGAACGUGGCUUCUGGAAAAGCUUCUUGAAAAGGGUCAAAACUGAAGAAAACGUUGUUUUUACGGCCAUUUUUUUGACACUUUCUUUCAAUAUUUAUAAAUGACCUUUCAAAAGACAUAAUUUAUUAUUUUUAAUUUAUUGUGCUUGUUGACUCCAGCGAUGGUUUGAGGAUGUUUUUAAGUAGAGACAGUGAUAUUUUUGUACAGUAUUUAUGCGCAGCAGAGUGAAAGUGAUGUGACUCCACUUGCUGACUUUACAUCCAAAGUCUGUAAAUGAUUAAAAGUCGUCACUAAAUCAUGA